Molecule: messenger RNA, 744 nt
Organism: Mya arenaria
Lineage: Eukaryota; Metazoa; Mollusca; Bivalvia; Myida; Myidae
Exons: 1
Coding region: 1-744 (247 amino acids)
Source: RefSeq, a predicted model, not a curated record
AUGACUCCAGGGAUAUCAGAAAACAAAUCCAAAAUGAAGAAACUCAACAUCACAAAAGGUAGUGGAAAGUAUAAUUUGGAGCAUGAAGAUGGUAUUAGAAGCUUUCAGAAAACGUGGUCUGAGUAUGGGCAAGACAUUUAUGUGGACAAGCUGCUUGAGCAAAAACGCAAUGGUUUCUUUAUAGAGCUCGGUGCACAUGACGGGGAAUCAACUUCCAAUACUCUGUACCUGGAAAAGGAAAGAGGAUGGACUGGUCUGUUGAUUGAGGCAAAUCCAGUUGUCUACAAAGAACUGUUGAAGAAAAAUAGGAAUAGUUACAUUUUAAACUGUUGUAUCAGUAAUGAUUUACCCGCAAUGGAGUUUACCAUGGCAAGUUACCUGUCCAGUUCUAACGUUACAAUGUCUGACUCUCAGAGAAGGAAGAUUAAAUCGGCUGGCAUUGGCCAUACGGAUAAGAACUAUGGAAAGAAAACCGUAGUCGCGUGUCAGUCAUUUCAAGACAUUAUGUCAGCUAUUGGCGUUCACCAUGUGGAUUUCUUCUCUCUAGACGUUGAAGGCGCGGAGCUUUACAUAUUGCAGUCUAUUGACUGGGACAGAGUAAACAUUGAUGUUUUAUUUAUAGAGACGGAUAAGUCAGAUGAAUUUCGAGAUGAAAUAAUACAGUUUAUGAAAAAUCAUGGAUACGAGCAUAUUGGACCUUACCAUUCUGACGAUGUGUUUAGAAAACGCAAAGUUGUUCAGUAA